This is a messenger RNA of Lolium perenne, 2557 nucleotides long. RefSeq lists its product as uncharacterized. Lineage: Eukaryota; Viridiplantae; Streptophyta; Magnoliopsida; Poales; Poaceae. The record is from RefSeq and is a predicted model, not a curated record.
CUCUGUGUUUCUGUCUCAAGUGUCGUUUGCAGCAUCUGGAGCAGCAGCUGGGUGUGUUUUGGAGGAAGAAGAAAGCACCAGCGCAUAGAGCUCAGUUCAGCUAAGGAAAUGAGUGAAGACACGGUUAACGGUGUCUGUAAGUUGUUGGAGGACGAUGAUAUGAUCCAUCUUGGGAAUAUCACAAUAUCAUCCUUGUCACGUCAUGUGAGAGACUUGUGGGAGAGCCCAAGGGAAUCAGUGAUCCGCAUUGAGGUGCUGGUAUCACUGGCUGUUGUUGUCUUUUUGUUCCUAGCCACCUUUGGAUCCCAUCGCCGUCGACGAAGAAACUGGUUUAUCCAAAAAGGUGUAUUUGCUGCAUAUGUCUUGUCAUCUUCAGUGGUAAAUUACACUCUCGGUUCAAUGCAAUCUUCUGCGGUGAAGAGCAGCUUGUACUCCAUUUGGGCCAUUUCUCUCCUCAUUCUUCAUGGCAGUACUGAUUCUAUCACAGCUUAUAGUCUUGAUGAUAACACUCAAUGCAUGAGGUUAGUCUACCAGAGCAUUAUCUACUCAUCAUACGUGGGCAUGUUGGUCUCGACCUUACCCAUACUGCCAAGUGAUGAUUCAGGCAUAGUGGGCUACAUAUUCUGUAUCGCUAGCUUCAAAUUUGCACACAAGAUAACAUCAUAUCAGCUGGCAAGCAUAUCUUGGAACAUGAAUAAACUGGUUGCUGAUUACAUGUAUGACGAGCACAAGAAAGGUGAAUUUGAUCCAUCCACCAUGGAGGGUUGUCAUUACCUGGUUGACUGGCCCCUCAACAAAUCCAAGUUGGAUGCCCGGUCAUAUGCAACAAAGUUAACUGCCGAUGCCGAUGAAAUCAUUGACAUAGACAAGAUAUGGCGGUGCAAUGUCAUUUCACUAAGCCCAGAGCUGAAGGACACAUGCCUUUCCUUCUCCCUUUUUCAUCUGCUGAAAAGGCGUUUCUUUGGGUUUUCCUGUGGCGAAUCCAAAGAAAGAGCACAUGAUUUUGUCUUCAGGGGUCUGCUAUCAGAGAAUGAGGAUGGUACCACAGACUACAACAGAGUUUUCAAGGUGAUUGAGGUUGAGUUGGCCUUCAUGUAUGAUUUCUUCUUCACCAAGUAUGCUGCCUAUUUUUAUGGAUCAAGUGUUGCAACAGCUUGGUCGUUGAUGAGUUUUGCUGCCUGCAUAUCUCUUGCAGCAUAUGCGAUAGACAACUGUAUGGUGAAGGAUUUAUAUUGUCAGGAUAAGUGUGUAUUCGUGAGCACCACCACAACAGAUCUUGUGAUCACUGUGCUAAUACUUGCAUGCACUGCUUUGCUUGAAUUGCUACAACUGUUACUUUACUGGACGUCCAUUUGGGCUAGAGUGUCCUUUGUUUGUCAGCAUCUCAGAGGAAGCUGUUUCAUGAUGAGAUUAAAGGAGCAUCUUUCCACGAUUGGUAUAUACUGUACCUCAAACAGACAUUAUUGGCAACACAGUCUUGGGCAGUACUCGUUACUUCAAUCAGUCAGCUAUAACCAUUACUGGAUAAUUUAUUUCAAGUCCAUUGAAUUUUCGAUUUCAACAUACAGAUACUUGGGUCUUGUUGACAUAACAACAGUCAUACAUCCAUUAAACUAUGACCCAUGGAGGGUCAGCAGGAAACCUGGGAAGUCUGUGGAGUUGCCAGCUGAAGUAAAGGAGGCACUUGUCUCCUCCCUUAAGCGUUCUGAUGGGAAGAUAGCGAACGGGAAAUCAUCUUUAGUGGCAAAUGGAGCAGAGAACCUCUUAUGGGCUUGUGAGCGGAGCAUGCACUCAGACACAAGCUGUUCCCAGAGAAAGGAGAACCAGACACACCUAAUUUUGACUUGGCACAUCGCAACAUGUUACUGUGAGAUGGCAACACUGAAAUAUCUGUGCCCAAAUGAGGGAACAAAACUCAAGAUCCAUCUUAACGUUGCCACAAGACUGUCCAAAUACUGUGCAUACUUGGUGGUAUCUGCACCAAAGCUUCUUCCUGGGCACCACCAUGACACAGAGUGUGUUUUCGAUGCAGUUGCAGGCGAAGCAGCGAAAUUCCUGCAAAGUUCGAGGGACAAGUACAAAGCGAUGAGGAAUCUAGCAGAUUCAGAGGAUACCAUCUUCCAGAGGGGCGUCAAGCUGGGGAAGCAGCUGGAGGAGAUACAGGAUAUUACACAGUGUUGGAAGGUGCUGUAUGAUUUUUGGGCUGACAUGAUGCUCUACGUCGUGCCAUCAGAUAAUGUCAAAGAGCACAUUGAGCAGCUCGCAAAAGGUGGUGAGUUCAUCACCCACCUGUGGGCUUUGCUCUCUCAUGCAGGCAUCCUGGAGAGGCAGGAGAAUCAGCAAGCUGGAAGCGUGUAAUAGUGCACCACCCUUUGUUCUUAACUAGUGGUUGGGCGCCCCAUGGGGCGUGUAAAAUAGCGUGUUAUGUUAGCGCGUUGUGUUGUAUAAGUCACGGUUAAGGACUCUCCUAAUUAAUCUCCGUUGUAUAGGUUGGAGAUGUUACGAGAGACCAAACCGAUCUAAUCUCUCUAUAAUAUUGUCGGUGCCUUGUCACGUA